UAGGCCACGUUUGAUUAGAAAAAUCCUGUAGAGAAUGCGAGCUGCUCUGCAAAUUGCAACCUUCUUUUUUCUGUAAAAAUGUCCCUUCUGUUUUUAGAAUUGUAAAAUAUACAAAAACCUCAACUUCCCUUCACAUAAACUUCCUUACUCAAUUCAUUUCACUUCCUCUUUUCUGUAGAAAACUAUUGAAUUUUGCCAUGGCAGCACUUACUCAAAUUUCCAUCAAUUUCCUAGCCUUAAAUACACCACACAAUGCUUUGUACAGAAAACCAAACUUUAUUGGGCUAAAACUGCAUCGAUCCAUCUGUUGUUACAGUCAUUUAAGUACAAGAAAAGAAUCACUUUGGAACAAGUUAAGAGCUUUUAAGGAGAAAUCUUCAUUCUUGACAGUUAAGAGGGAUAAAAAUGGGAUUUUGGAGAAAGGUGAGAAGAGAAUGGUUUUCGUGAAAUUCAAACAAGGGUUUGGAUUUGAUGGAAUUGGUGAUGGUGGUGGUGGUGGUGGUGGGAAGGAUAAUAGUAACACUGUGAGAGUGGUGACUAAUCUUGUUCUAGCAAUUGGGCUGACUUAUCUUUCUAUGACUGGUCAGCUUGGCUGGGUCUUGGAUGCUAUUGUUUCUGUUUGGCUCCUUGCAGUUCUGCUACCAAUUGUAGGUUUGGGAGCUUUUAUUUGGUGGGCUGGACGAGAUAUAGUUCAAGGCACUUGCCCAAACUGCGGGAAUGAUUUUCAAAUUUUCAGGUCUACUUUAAAUGAUGAGGUUCAACUUUGCCCUUUCUGUACUCAGCCGUUCUCAGUUGUUGGCAAUGAGUUCGUGAGAGACCCAGUAAAGUUCUCUAACCAGUCAAACACAUUUGGUCAAGCAUUCAGUGAUUUCAGUGCUCGUUCAAAGAAAGGUAAGGAUUCCACUACCGGAAUUGUUGAUGUUGAAGCAGAAGUUAAGGACGCGGAGUAGGCAGUGGUCUCCAGUUGUACAGUGGCAUAUGAUAUCAUCAUUAGGGAGUAUUGGGAGGCAGCAGCAGCUGAAUGGGAAGAAGACCGGAGAAUCCCACGUUCGUAUGAAGAGAAAAGCUUCGGGGGCACUAUUCUUAUGAAAUACCGAAGAACACCACAUUCAGCAUAGCUUAUCAUGCAUGGCCCUACAUAGCAUACAGUCAGCAAAUACAUGGUAAACGUAUUAUAGAAUGCUGCUGAUGAUGUUAAAGAAAGUGGUGAUACAAUUAUACUUGAUUGUAGUAUACCAUAACAUACAGAAGCGUGUAUUCGUUAUUCCCUCAUCAUGUAGAUAGCAUGGGUUGGCAUUUUGUAAGAACGCGUUGUUGCUUCGCAUCAGGCGAGGUGUUGAUGGGUAUUGUUUAAUGUGACUCAAUUGUAUAUCGUAGUACAAUAUUUUCUUUGAAUUGGACGGUUUUCAUUCCUUUAAUCUUCAAUUCCAAAGCUGCAAAUGGUUUAUUGGAUU
Molecule: messenger RNA, 1454 nt
Organism: Nicotiana tabacum (common tobacco)
Lineage: Eukaryota; Viridiplantae; Streptophyta; Magnoliopsida; Solanales; Solanaceae
Source: RefSeq, a predicted model, not a curated record